Microcebus murinus (gray mouse lemur) is the source of this 3286-nucleotide messenger RNA. Lineage: Eukaryota; Metazoa; Chordata; Mammalia; Primates; Cheirogaleidae. The record is from RefSeq and is a predicted model, not a curated record.
GCUCCGGCAGCUCAGCUUGGGAAAGACCCCCUCCGGGCCAGGCCAAGGUCAGCAAGGUGCAAUGAACUGCCACUGAGGGACAGCAGGAGGCCCCUCUCCCUUUGCUACUGGACUCCUGGCCAGGACUUCUGCCUCUCCCUCUCUGGGUGACUUUGCAGAGGUUUGGCUGUGAGCACCGAAGGGGCAGCUGGCUGCAAGGCGGACUUCCAGGGAAAUGGUCUCCCGCCGGCGGAGCAGGAAUAAACUUUCCAGGCUAAGUUAGAUAGAUGGUCCCCAUUAGCCUGACGGGCUGCCGGCCUCCUGCCUCCCCGCCCGCUCCCUCGUCAAGGGAGCUGCCUGUGUGUGGGGGGGAGGCAGGGGGCUAAGAGCAUUUGGGUGGGGGCUGGGGGUUCCCUGCCCCAAGAGCAAGAAUGGUGCCCCCUGGGAAGAAACCAGCGGGAGAGGCCUCCAACUCCAACAAAAAGUGCAAGCGUUACUUCAACGAGCACUGGAAACAGGAGUUUACCUGGCUGGACUUUGACUAUGAGCGGAAGCUGAUGUUCUGCCUCGAGUGCCGCCAGGCCCUGGUGCGGAACAAGCACGGCAAGGCCGAGAACGCCUUCACGGUGGGCACCGACAACUUCCAGCGUCAUGCCCUGCUGCGCCACGUCACCUCAGGAGCCCACCGCCAGGCUCUGGCCGUCAACCAGGGCCAGCCCCCUUUGGAGGGCCAGGCUGAGGGAGGAGGGGCCUGCCCAGGCCUGGCUACCACGCCUACCUCCAGGGGCGUCAAGGUGGAGGUGGACCCAGCCAAAGUGGCUGUGCUGACGACUGUGUACUGCAUGGCCAAGGAGGAUGUGCCCGACGACCGCUGCUCUGCCCUGCUCGAGCUGCAGAGGUUCAACCUGUGCCAGGCGCUGCUGGGCACAGAGCAUGGCGAUUACUACAGCCCCAGGAGGGUGAGGGACAUGCAGGUGGCCAUUGCCAACGUCCUGCACACAGAGGCCUGCCAGCACCUGAAGGCCUCCCCCUAUGUGGGGCUGGUGUUGGAUGAGACCAGGGACUGGCCCGAGUCCCACAGUCUGGCCCUGUUUGCCACUUCGGUGUCCCCCUGCGAUGGCCAGCCUGCCACCACCUUCCUGGGCAGUGUGGAGCUACAGGAGGGUGAGGCCACUGCUGGCCAACUCCUGGACAUCCUGCAGGCCUUUGGCGUAUCUGCACCUAAGCUGGCCUGGCUCAGCUCAAGCCUCCCCAGUGGCCGCCUGAAGAGUGUAGGCCCCCAGCUGCGGGCCACUUGCCCACUCCUCACGGAGCUGCACUGCCUCCCUGGUCGGACAGACCCAGAGCCCCCUCCCUACCUGGGUGAAUAUGAGAGCAUACUGGAUGCCCUAUUCCGCCUCCACGGUGGCCCCAGUUCCCAUAUGGUCCCUGAGCUCCGGGCAGCAUUAGAUCUUGCAGCUAUUGACUUGGCAGGGCCCCGGCCAGUGCCCUGGGCCUCCCUGCUGCCUGUCAUAGAAGCUGUGGCUGAAGCCUGGCCUUGCCUGGUGCACACUCUGGAGUCUGCAGCCCCAGCGUCGCCUACGGCUGGGGCACUGGCCCUGGCCCUGCGCCAGUUCACCUUUGUGGCCUUCACACACCUGCUGCUGGACGCUCUGCCCUCUGUGCAGAAGCUGGCCCUUGUCCUGCAGCCAGAAGAGCCGGACUUGGCCUUGCUGCAGCCCCUGGUGAUGACGGCUACAGCCUCCCUACAAGCUCAGCGCGGCUCAGGUGGGGCCCGUCUCCAGGGCUUCCUGCAGGAACUGGCAUCCUCAGACCCUGACGCGGGCAGCGGGCGCUGCACCUACCGCGGCGUGGAGCUGCUCGGCUACUCCGAGGCUGCGGUCCGGGGCUUGGAGCAGCUCCGGGGGGCUCUCCUGGACUCCAUGCGGAAGGGGCUGCGGGACUCCUACCCAGGGCCCUCGCUGGACGCCGUGGCCUCGUUCGCGGCGAUCUUCGACCCCCGCCGCUACCCGCAGGCGCCGGAGGAGCUGGGCGCGCACGGCGAGGGCGCGCUGCGGGUGCUGCUGCGCGGCUUCGCGCCCGCCGUGGUGCGCCAGCGGGCACUGGGCGACUUCGCGCUCUUUAAGCGCGUGGUGUUCAGCCUGGGGCGGCUCGGCCCGCGGGCCCUGUGUGCCCAGCUGGCCUGCGAGCACUCGGAGCUGCACGAGCUCUUUCCCGACUUCGCUGCCCUCGCUGCCUUGGCUUUGGCGCUGCCCGCGGGCGCUGGCCUCCUGGACAAGGUCGGCCGCAGCCGGGAGCUGCGGUGGUGGGGGCAGAGUGGGGCCGGGGAAGGCCGGGGCGGCCACGUGGUGAAGAUCGCAGUGGAUGGGCCCCCGCUGCACGACUUUGACUUUGCGCUGGCCGUGGAGUUCUUAGAGAGUGGGUGGGGGGAGGGGCUCCUGGGGUCGCAGCUCACCUAAAGGUGGCCUCCUUCUCUCUGCCCAGCCAGCCUGGGGCCCUGGGCACUCCAAAGGCCAAGCUGGGCCUGACCGUGCUGCCCCCAAGCUAACUUAGUAGCUAGCUAUGGACUCCUCAGGUCUUGAGGCCGCCCACCUGCCUUCCCCGUGCUUCCUUUGCUAGCAGAGCACUAGCCCUGCCUUGUGGACUGCGGAGGAAGGGACUGGCUCCAGAGGGGCCUGGGCACGUGAGCAGGAGGUGUUAGGGUCUGGGGCACCCUAAGUUACUCCUGUCAUUUGCAGAGUUGGUGAGGAGUAGCUCACCCUUUACUCUUCUGGACACAGCCCAAGUUUUGGCCCUAGAAAAAAAGAUGGGGGUUCUUGCUUGAAGGGAAGAAACCUGGGCCUCGGGAAUUGAGAGGUGAGGAAAAGGAGAAUUGGCCCUUCCCUGUGUCCUGGACCCGCUCCUGACAGUAGCUCUUCUUUUCAGAUGUGACUGGGGAGCACCAUACUUGUUUUGACACACAGCACAGCACCCUCUCUGUGCACAAGCUAGUGGUUCAAGGGCACAAUGGUUCAAAAGCAGUAGUGGUGCCCUCCCUCCCCUCCUCACCAAUAGGCUGCCUUAGGGCUUUUCUAUAUGUGACAGUGUAUAUAGACCCAUAAAUCUAUAAAUGUAAAAUAAAUCUAUCCUAUCUUUCAUAGCGUUAACACACAAAAAUCUAAAAGGACUUCUUUUGGUUUUGCAAUGACAAGGGCCAAAAAAGUCCCAAAUGGGCUGAAUUUUUUGCUAAUUUUUUCUUCCUCAAAAUCUGCUUGCUCUGCAAGUUCCUAGCCCUUCCCUGCCCAUGCCUCAGACCUCUAAGACCAAA